CUGCUUGUUUAUUUUAUUUUUUAACAGUGACAUUAGUUUGCAGCGAGCGGCUGAGCAUGUGAGCGCUGAGUGUUAUUUUUUUGAUUUGUGUUAACGGCAGAGAGUGAGCGCUAAGAGCGUCCAUAGAGUGUGCUGUUAUUAACAUUUUCUCGUAUGCAUUAGUCACUGUUAAGAAGAGAGCGCAUAAAAACGAUUGUUUGUGGUUGAGGGUUGAAAAGUGCAUGUACACCCCAAUACAGCUGUCGCUGCUGUCGACAGGAUAUUCGGCCAGCCAGGAUGUUUUGCCAGCAGCGGCAGGUCGUGCGGUCGUCAACAGUUCAACUUCAGUUUGCUGUGUCACUGCAACAUUUAGUCAGUUUAACGCUUUGUGACGCCGUGUGCGGUUGUAAAAUUUUCGUGUCCGUUAGUUAGUUCACUUUUAACACGGCAACGUGCGGUUGAUUUUAAAACUUAGAAAAUAAAUUUUGAAUUUUUUGGCAAAGCAAAACAGAAAUUUUGCAUAACAAAGGAAAACACUGUAAAAGACAUAAAUAAAGAAAAUUAUUAAAAUAAAAAUAUAAAUCAAAAAAAUAAAUAAAUCAACAGGCAGCAACAAAUACAAAGAAUGUCUGCAGUCAGCAGUCGCAAUCAGAAAAUGGAACAACAGAGACUGCUAAUGGAAGCGUAUAUACGACAAAAGCGCGCAUCGCCUGGCAUGGUCCAGGCAAGUGACUUACAAAUAACCCGUCCCAUGUCGGGGCUGCGCACAUCAACGGCCGCUGGCCGCGAGCUGCAUGCCUACGAUGGUCCAAUGCAAUUCAUCAGUUCGCCACACAAUCCCGAUCAAUUAUUAAGUAACACCACCAGCGUCACAGCUACGAAUACGAACGCGACCACCGCCAACUCCAGCAACAAUGCGGCCAGCACGAAUGGUCGUCAGCAUGGUGUCAGCUUUACGAACAAUAUGCGUCCGCGGACAGCACAGAUGACAGGAUACAUCAUCAAUCAGGACGAUUUAAUCGAAGAGAUUUCCUCACACGAACUCGAAGAUGACGAAAGUAGUCCCGUCAAUCAUGUGAGCAACAAUGGACAACGACAAAAGCAACGCCAACAACAGCAAUUACAACAACAUCAACAACGUUCAUACAGUCACGAUCAGGAUAGCAGCACAUUGGACGAAGAUGAUUAUGCGAAUCGAAAUAUCGAGGUAGCUGCACCCAUCAUGCCAUUGAAUCACAGCAUCGCCAAUAGCAUCGCAUCACAAACAAACACCACCACUAAUUCGGUCACCGGUGCACGAAGCACUUCGGCGCAAUCGACCGGCACCGGUUCGGCUAAUAACACUGCCAACUAUUCGAACAGUGCGCAGCAAACGAAUUCAGCGGCGGAUGCCAGCGGCGAACCGGAAGGUGAUCUCGUCGGCAACAUCGAACAGUUCGUCAUGCAGCCAGCAUCGCAGGGUGUGCUCUUCAAGUGUCGCAUAACGCGUGAUCGCAAAGGCAUGGAUCGUGGCCUAUUUCCAAUAUAUUAUUUGCAUUUGGAGCGCGAUUAUGGCAAGAAAAUAUUUCUCUUGGGCGGACGCAAGCGAAAGAAGAGCAAAACAUCCAAUUAUAUUAUCAGCUGCGAUCCUACGGACUUGUCACGGAACGCCGAGGGUUUUUGUGGCAAGUUGCGUUCGAAUGUGUUCGGCACCUCCUUUACCGUGUUCGAUAAUGGCAACAAGGAUAGCACGGAAAAUCCACGACUCGACUUGGCGGUGAUCAUCUAUGAUACCAAUAUACUCGGUUUCAAAGGUCCACGCAAUAUGACAGUGAUAUUGCCCGGCAUGACGGAGGAAGAUCAACGCGUGAAAAUCAGCUCGGCCGAUCCCAAACAACAGGGUAUACUGGAUUUAUGGAAAGUUAAGAACAUGGACACGAUCGUUGAGCUGCACAACAAGACACCCGUAUGGAAUGAUGAGACGCAAUCGUAUGUCUUAAAUUUUCACGGUCGUGUCACACAAGCAUCGGUUAAGAAUUUCCAACUCGUACACGAUUCGGAUCCCGAUUAUAUAGUCAUGCAGUUCGGGCGUACCUCCGAAGACGUCUUUACCAUGGACUAUCGCUACCCGCUGUGCGCGCUACAAGCAUUUGCCAUAGCGUUGAGCAGUUUUGAUGGCAAAAUCGCGUGCGAGUAGAAGCGAGAGAGGCUGAGCGAAUGAUAAUUGCAGUGAGACUGCAUCAUAGUGUUAUCAGAACAAAAUUAUGCUCAAAUUUAUAAGCGUUCAGCAACAACAAUAGUAUUUUAUUUAAAUGUAAAUGUAAAAUCAAAAACACAGAGUACGGUACGCACAAAAGAGUACGGUCAUAAUCAAAAAAGUGCAUGAUGAACUUAAUAACAAACGGUUGCCUUAGUUAUGAGCGUUCGCAAAGGCGCGCUAGAAUAUCACCCACAAUUGUAUGUAUUUAUGUAGGUGGGUAUAUACGUGCACCGACUUGAUUAACACUAAUAUUAUAUUUUUUUUUAUAAAGUAAUUAAGAGUACAAGUGAGUGUUAGAAGUGUAAACAAAGAGAAAAACAUUUAAACAUACACACAAAUAUUUAAAGAUGGCAUCUAGCUAAAUCUAAUGGCAUCAAAAAUAUGUAAAAAAACUGUCUAAAACGCGUCUAAACUUUUGCGAGCUUAAUAAUAAGUUGUAAAGUCUUAUCUCUGACACUAUUUGCCGGAUCAUUUCAAAUUUUCGAAGAAUAUGCUCAAAUAUACAAUGAACCAAAAACACUUUUACAGGGCGAUGGUUUGCUUUGAAGUGACUUAACUCCUCAACUAAUAAAACUUUUGAGUUGCAUCCAAAAGUGAGAAAAAUUCCAUUUUAUUAAUUUUCACAAUGUAAUUGAAUAUAUUUUUAAAAAUUCAAUUUUCUCCAAAAACUUAAUAAAAUCAAAAUAACUCUAGUUUGAAAUUAUAAAACUCUUGAAGAAAAAUUAAUAUUUUAUAUGAACACAUUAUGUUUUGUAGUUUUUGUUUAUUCCUAAAAUACACCAAAUUUUGUGUAAGUUUUGCAGGUAUAUAUGCCCAUAUUUCUUGGAGAGCCGCCAUAACCUCAUUUUAGCUGUUAACUUUGCGCACUCGUAACUUCAUCUACGCUUAUGACCACAGGUGUUCAAUGGGAUUGAGCUAUGGACUCUGGGGAGGAUGCAGCAGAAUCCGUUUCGCGCAACUAUGCGCCAAACCUCAGUUACAUAAGCCGUUUGGGAUUCACCAACAGUUGGAGAGCGGCGAAUCGAACAAGCAGUCAGCACAUAUAAAAUAUUAUAUAACAGAAGUAGAAGUGAAACAGAGUAGAGCUGUUCAUAGCGUCCAGGAGACGACGAAAUUUCAGCUCUAAAAUUACAACUAAAUAACUAAAGCCACUAUGAGGUCCAGCUCAACCUGUUUAGAAAUCACGAACGUUGUUAAAAGUGAUGUUUGCAAAGUUAGCACUUUCAAUAUCAAAAUUGCUGUCUAAAUUUCUGUUACUAUUAUAAACGAACAAGGUUUCUAAAAGAAUACACACAUAACAUUUUUGUCACAUAUUGUUUUCGAAAUAAAUAUAUAUUUAUACCUUGAACACGGUAUAUUAAAUUUGCUACGAAGUUUGUAGCUGCCAGAAGGAAACGUUGGAGACCCUAUUAAGUAUAUUUAUAAAUGAUAGUCUCUCUGUCAGUCUGUAUAUACGCCACUAAAACCUUAGUUUUUGAGACACACUCUGAAAUUUUGCACACGUUCUUUCCUCUCCAAGAACCGCUGAUAUACUUGUAGUACCAUUAUAACAUAUAGCUGCCGUAUAAACUGAGUGAUCGGAAUCAAGUGCUUGCAAAAUUUGGCAUGAAUUAUUCUACAAGGCAACGCUACAAUAUCUAAAAAAAAUUCGGAUCAGGCACUAUAUCAUAUAGAUGAACUGAGCGACCAAAAUCAAGUUCUUGUAUGAUGUCUGUAUCUUUUUUAUUUAAUUGCAUCGAUCAUUUCAAUGUAUCCAUAUUUUAGUCAUUAUAUAUACUAUACUUACCAUAAUAUUGUUUAAUAUGAUGCAUAGAGUCAUGACGAAAUAUUUGCAAUAAAAUAUAUUUAUUUUCGUUGUACAAAAAAGAAACACAUAUUUAUAAAUAUAUUUCUACACAAAUAACAUAACAUGUAGUUUUAGAAUAAAUGAUAAUAUUUGAGAAAACCACUAACAUAAUUAUAUAAAUACUUAUGUAUGAGUACAUAUAAGAAAAUUAUAAAAUUCAAGACAAAAAAAAAACUUAAAAGAAAGCAAUAAAGAGUACUUGUAAGAAGAACAAAAUAAAA
Bactrocera oleae (olive fruit fly) is the source of this 4285-nucleotide messenger RNA. RefSeq names its product Tub domain-containing protein ktub (gene ktub). Gene Ontology annotation, cellular component: cilium. The record is from RefSeq and is a predicted model, not a curated record. NCBI's taxonomy places the organism in Eukaryota, Metazoa, Arthropoda, Insecta, Diptera, Tephritidae. Gene Ontology annotation, biological process: protein localization to cilium.